UUUGACUUCUGCUGUUCUUCUAGUCUCAUCGUAAAUUUCAUGCACCCCGUCAUGGACACAUGGGGUUCCUGCCCCACAAGCGUAGCAAGAAGCACAGAGGCAAGGUGCGCACGUGGCCCAAAGAUGACCCUAGCCAACCCGUCCACCUCACUGCCUUCCUGGGAUACAAGGCUGGCAUGACACACACCCUGAGGGAGAUGCACCGAGUUGGCCUCAAGCAAUCAAAGCGAGAGGAAGUAGAGGCAGUCACCAUCAUUGACACUCCUCCGAUUAUGGUGGUUGGGGUUGUGGGAUAUAUUAAAACUGUCCGUGGCUUGAGAUCCUUUAAAACCAUCUUUGCUGAGCACCUAAGUGAUGAGUGCAAACGCAGAUUCUACAAAAGCUGGUACAAGAGCAAGAAGAAGGCCUUCACCAAAUACAGUAAGAAGUGGCAGGAUGAGACAGGAAAGAAACAGCUGGACAAGGAUUUUGCCACAAUGAAGAAAUACUGCUCAGUAAUCAGGGUUAUUGUUCACACUCAGAUGCGACUGCUGGCAAUAAAGCAGAAGAAGGCCCAUGUCAUGGAGGUGCAGCUAAAUGGUGGGAGCACCUCAGACAAAGUGGACUGGGCAAAAGAGCAUCUGGAAAAGGCUGUCCCCAUCGCUACUGUCUUCAGCCAAGAUGAGAUGAUUGAUGUUAUAGGAAUUACCAAGGGUCAUGGCUUUAAAGGUGUGACAAGCCGUUGGCACACGAAGAAGCUCCCCAGGAAGACUCACAAGGGUCUGAGGAAGGUGGCCUGUAUCGGGGCCUGGCAUCCGGCCCGUGUGGCUUACACUAUCGCUCGUGCUGGACAGAAAGGCUAUAACCACCGCACUGAGAUCAACAAGAAGAUCUACCGUAUUGGCAAGGGUUUGCACAUCCAGGAUGGAAAAGUGAUCCGGAACAAUGCCUCCACAAACUACGACUCCAGCCAGAAGGCCAUCACACCCAUGGGAGGCUUCCCCCACUACGGUGAAGUGAAAAAUGACUUUUUGAUGAUAAAGGGCUGCGUGGCUGGGGUUAAAAAACGUGUUCUCACUCUCAGAAAGUCUUUGCUCGUGCACACAUCUCGCAAGUCAAAGGAGUCCAUCGAGCUUAAAUUCAUCGACACCACUUCCAAAUUUGGUCACGGCCGCUUCCAGACUGCCCAGGAGAAGAGGGCAUUCAUGGGGCCACUGAAGAAGGACACCCAGAAACCACUGCCGGAGCCUCUGAGUGAAGAGGCCUGAAAAAAAGGAUCUUAAAAUUUUAAUUCAGGUGUCUUAAAGAUAAUAAAGCUGAGAGCAAAUGCAUCCUCUGAGA
Molecule: messenger RNA, 1320 nt
Organism: Notolabrus celidotus (New Zealand spotty)
Lineage: Eukaryota; Metazoa; Chordata; Actinopteri; Labriformes; Labridae
Product: 60S ribosomal protein L3-like
Exons: 9
Coding region: 60-1247 (395 amino acids)
Biological process (GO): ribosomal large subunit assembly; translation
Cellular component (GO): ribosome; cytosolic large ribosomal subunit
Molecular function (GO): RNA binding; structural constituent of ribosome
Source: RefSeq, a predicted model, not a curated record